AUCCCCGACCUCGACGCUCAAGUUGAAUGCUCUUUGAUAUGCACAACAUUGAGUGCUUGCGAUGAAGAUUUCAUCGAUCACUAUACUGCUCUUUCUUAUGUUUGGGGGAAUGCGAAGCUGAAAAAGAUUAUUCUAGUUGAGGGUCUUGCAUUUGAUGUCACCCUCAAUUUGGAUGUAGCGUUACGGCACAUGCGAGAUCAUGAGAGGAAGCGCCUGAUAUGGGCUGAUGCGAUCUGUAUCAAUCAAUCAGAUACGGCGGAGAGAAAUCAACAAGUGGCGCAAAUGGGAAAGGUUUACCAAGGGGCGCGACACACGACUAUUUUCCUUGGAGAGGCGACACCAGACAGCGAUCUCAUCAUUGAUGCACUUCGAGAUGAGCACUUGACGCACAAUUUCGAUAAACGUUUGCCUUGGGAUAGCAUGUAUGAUCGACCUUGGUUCUUCAGAGUUUGGGUAUUUCAAGAAUUGAUGCUCUCGCGUGAUCCUUGGAUACAAUGUGGGAAGAAAUGUGUACGGUGGCGUCAAUUAUUCCAAGCGGUCGGUACGAAUGUCGACCCUUUCAGCAGUUUUUGGAGCUCGGUAGUGCAUAUGAGUGAAGAGCGAAGGAGGAUCAGUGCGUAUACCUGGAAACAACUUUUACACUGCCACUCGCCAUAUCAGGAUGGAACAGAUGCACUCUCCGCUCUGGAAGGAUUUGAUAUUGCUUUACUGAGUACGUUGGAGGCUCGUCGAGGCUUUGGAUUGCUUGAUCCACGAGACAUGCUAUUCGCACACAGGUCCUGCUUAGGUACAGGUCUACCAGAUUGGCAGCUUCACGAACUACUUGAUGUCGACUACGAAAAGACAUGCGCUAGAGUGUACACAGAUGUUGCAAAAUAUUUAGUCACAACGCCAUCGUUCAAAGCUUCGCCUCUCAAACUCUUGUAGUUUGUGGACCAUCCCUCAAAUGGAGAGCCCCAGGAAUUCAAUUUACCAUCUUGGGUUACAAAUUGGAGAGUGAAAGAGUUUCUUGCACCGUAUUGUCGC
Molecule: messenger RNA, 1026 nt
Organism: Mollisia scopiformis
Lineage: Eukaryota; Fungi; Ascomycota; Leotiomycetes; Helotiales; Mollisiaceae
Product: HET-domain-containing protein
Exons: 2
Source: RefSeq, a predicted model, not a curated record